AUGCGGGAAUUCCAAUACGGAAUCCUCGAACGAGAAUGGAUACGUGGUAAUCUAGCCAUUAUGAGACCUACAUUUGAUGGCGAACGCUCUUUGCGGCAAGCCCGUCGCUUCAUCACCCAGGAAAACCAUAGAGACCGAUUACCAGUCGAUAUGGGCGGUUAUCCCGCAUCCUACGAAGGCCGCUCAAGAGUAAGGACACGCCUGAAUGACGAAGACGAGCAACUGGUGCGAGACGCCGUCCGUGAUGACGAGGAACAGGCGAGGGGCGCGGGAGCUCCAUUCGAACCACACGAGGCCGCCGACCAAGCUGCAAUCCGUCGGGCUGUCUAG
Molecule: messenger RNA, 330 nt
Organism: Fonsecaea pedrosoi CBS 271.37
Lineage: Eukaryota; Fungi; Ascomycota; Eurotiomycetes; Chaetothyriales; Herpotrichiellaceae
Exons: 2
Coding region: 1-330 (109 amino acids)
Source: RefSeq, a predicted model, not a curated record